Molecule: messenger RNA, 1683 nt
Organism: Trichoderma harzianum CBS 226.95
Lineage: Eukaryota; Fungi; Ascomycota; Sordariomycetes; Hypocreales; Hypocreaceae
Exons: 3
Coding region: 1-1581 (526 amino acids)
Biological process (GO): nucleoside metabolic process
Molecular function (GO): catalytic activity
Source: RefSeq, a predicted model, not a curated record
AUGUCAGGUGUCGGGCUGAUUGAGAUCGUUUCAGACAGUAUCGCUAUAGUGGACGCCUCGCUCAAGAUCUACGAAGCCAUCGAAGACGCCUCAGGCCCGCCGCGAUGCUUCCACCAUGAAGCUGCACGUCUCCCCGUCGUUCAGGAAUCGAGAGCGGUUUCAACAGAGGAAUACGAAGAGAAUAAAGAACAAUUGCCGAGUGCAGUAUGCAAGACUUCUGCUGCGACAUGCAUCCAUCCCGCCAACAACAUGCAGGUAGUCCGCCCAUCAUGUCUGACAGGCUGCACCAUUGCCCCCAUAUUUGCACACCUGCACCAAUACAGGAGGCCAUCGGUAGCAGACACCUGGAAAAUGCACCUGUGGGCACGUCUAUGCCUGAGAUGCUACAUCAUCGCACCUCUGAUAACGAUUGGCCUGCAGGGAUUAAUAACCGACUUGAAUGGUCCCCUUAAGAUUGAAAGGAACGGAUAUCAUUCGCCAUCGCCAAAACUGAUAAUUCAAACCAAUGAUACGUAUGUCACGAAGCCUUUUGAUCGUCGGGGUUUCGAGAUAGCCAUUAUCUGCGCACUCCCACUUGAAUAUGAUGCAGUUUCUCUCGUCUUUGACGAAUUUUGGGAUGAAGAAGGAGAUAUUUAUCGAAGAGCUGCUGGCGAUGAGAACACUUACACCACUGGCCGUAUCGGCAAAUUUAACGUUGUUCUCGUUCUUCUCUCGUCCGUAGGGAAGAUCAGUGUAGCUAGCGCAGCUGCCAGCGUUCGUUGGAGUUAUCCCUGCCUGCGCCUAGCCCUCCUCGUGGGGAUUUGUGGUGGUGUGCCUCGAGCCCAAAACGGAGAGGAAAUUCUUCUCGGAGAUGUGAUUAUCAGCAACACUAUCGUCCAAUAUGACUUGUUUGUGCAUAAGAGAAUGUUGAAAGAUGAUAUGAGCCCGCCAAAUAAUGAUAUCCGCAAUUUAUUAACGUCUUUCAGCACGCGACGUCACCGAACCCAACUUCAAAAGAGAACAGCCAUUUUUCUUCGUCAGUUACAACUGAAAGCUGCCGAAGUGGAUCAGGAUGGUAUCUAUCAUUAUCCCGGAUCAACCCAUGAUCAGCUUUUCGUGCCAACCCAUCGACAUAAGCACCAUAACCCUCCACAAUGCAUCUGUCAUCAUUGUAAUACCAAGGCCGACGCUGUUUGCGAAAGUGUUCUCAACACACCCUGCAGCGCUCUGGGAUGCGUCGAAGGACGCAACCGGGGCCAACUUAUCGUGCGAAAAAGACUCGAGUCAAAGCGGCGGUUGGAGGAAAGCAACGAUGAGAAGGCACAAGAGCCUGCUCUCUACGUGGGAGCGAUUGCAUCGGGUGAUACAGUAAUGCAAUCCGGCGAGCAUCGGGAUCAGAUCGCAAUGAGACAAGAUGUUAUUGCUUUUGAGAUGGAGGGCGCUGGGGUGUGGGGAGUGAUUCCUUGCAUUGUCGUCAAAGGCGUGAGCGACUAUGCUGAUAGCCACAAAAACAACAUGUGGCAGAACUUCGCUGCUGCGACCGCUGCUGCUGCAUUGAAGGCAAUUCUGGAGAGAUAUAUUCAACCAGACAAGUCCGUAUGAGGGGAUUUCUUUCUUGUUCUUUAUUCGAUAUUAAAAUGUGGUUUGACGCAUUGUUUAGAUUACCUAGCUGUGUAAGCAACUAUAAAAUACAAUAGAAUUGUG